AUGCUGUUGAGAUGCAAUUUCUACGCAGUUUCCAGACUGAUUGUUAUACGGUCACCGUUUUCAUGUAGAGCAUGUUUGGCCAUGAAUGGGGUUGGCCAGCCAAGAAGGCAGCCACAUAAUUAUGGUAGCCCAGACCGGCCCAUAAAUCAACUUGAAAGACCACUGUCCAGGUGUUAUGCUUCGGCUGGACAAUCUUCACCACUACCACCACCACCACCACCAACAAAUGAAGAAAAGUCACAGAAUAUCUUCCAGAGGUUUAAGACAAUGGCCAAAAAUUACUGGUACAUCGUGCUGCCUGUCCAUUUGGUCACCUCGAUUUUGUGGUUUGGUACAUUUUAUUUUAUCGCCAGCAGUGGAGUUGAUGUGCCUGCCCUCCUCGGCUUGUUUGGCUGUCCCGAUUGGAUUAUUGACAAAGUGAGAAACGGUAAUUCGUGGACUAGUUACUUAGUGAUCGCCUACGGUCUAUAUAAGAUAUUCACUCCGUUAAGGUAUAUGGUAACAUUAGGAGGCACAUCAGCGACCUUACGUUAUUUACACAAAUUUAGGUAUGUUAAAAAUGGUAAUACCAAGAAGCCAUUGUAA
Molecule: messenger RNA, 585 nt
Organism: Cinara cedri
Lineage: Eukaryota; Metazoa; Arthropoda; Insecta; Hemiptera; Aphididae
Source: the annotation of a GenBank genome assembly